Messenger RNA from Fonsecaea multimorphosa CBS 102226, 1890 nucleotides. RefSeq lists its product as uncharacterized. Gene Ontology annotation, cellular component: membrane. Gene Ontology annotation, molecular function: beta-N-acetylhexosaminidase activity. Gene Ontology annotation, biological process: glycosaminoglycan metabolic process; carbohydrate metabolic process. The transcript has 3 exons. Lineage: Eukaryota; Fungi; Ascomycota; Eurotiomycetes; Chaetothyriales; Herpotrichiellaceae. The coding region runs from base 1 to 1890 and encodes 629 amino acids. The record is from RefSeq and is a predicted model, not a curated record.
AUGCAGCCGCGACUUCUCCUUAUUCUAGGGUCCAUCACGGCUUGCCUUGCGGUUUGGCCGCAACCUGCCGAGAUCAAGACCGGGAAACGAGUGUUGUGGCUCGAUUCAGCCAUCCAUGCAACUCUUCGCUGCGAGGAGCAAACCAUUGAUCUGUAUGGCACUCCUGGCUCACAGGGAAGUCAGCUGGCGAGUGUGCUUAAUGGCGUUGUCGGAUUCACACAGGGUCUGAUGGAUAAGCUCCAAUUCCCUUUCGUGCAGAGAAACAACAGUGCCGUGCAUGGGUUCUCCGAGAGGUCAAUUGUGCAGAAUAGCGUACGAGAGACGGUUCGAUCAAUCCAGCAGUCCAAGUUCGUCCCCUGGAAGCUUCACAGACGACAUUCGACAUUCGAAUCUGAUCCAGAUGCUCCCCGUCAUUACAUUUCCACAUUACAUAUCCAGCAGACUACUUGUCCGGGAUCAGAGCCUCUACAUCCACAGAGCUAUUUUGGGGGCGAUGAAUCAUAUGUGAUUGAUGUUGACGAUCAAGGAAUCGCCUCUAUCAAGUCGAACUGCAGUAUUGGGACAAUUAGAGCCCUGCAGACUUUUGAACAGCUGUUUUUUGCGCACUCGACAAAAUCGGGCUCGUACACACCAUUUGCGCCUUUGAGCAUAGCUGAUAGGGCGAAAUGGCGUCACCGUGGGUUGAGUAUCGACAUAGCAAGAAAUCCCUUUGACUCAAGAGACCUGAUACGCACAAUCGAUGCAAUGGCAAUGGCUAAGUUGAACAGACUGCACAUCCAUGCGACCGAUUCGCAAAGUUGGCCUCUCGAGAUACCUGCUCUCCCAGACUUGGCGCGGAAAGGGGCGUAUCAACCUCAUCAUGUCUGGAGCGUUGACAGCCUUCGUGACAUCCAGAUGUAUGGUGCUGCUAAAGGCGUUUCGGUGUUCAUUGAGAUUGACAUGCCAGGACAUACGGCUUCUGUGGCGUACGCAUUUCCGGAUUUGAUUACAGCAUUCAAUGAGUUAGAUUGGUCGACAUUUGCUGCAGAACCCUUGAGUGGCCAGCUGAAGCUCAAUUCAUCGGAUGCUCACAAUUUUGUAGCCGCUGUCCUUGACGACCUCUUGCCGCGAACACGACCUUACACUUCCUUGUAUCAUGUUGGUGGCGAUGAGUUGAACCUCGCGGCCUAUCUCCUCGACGAGACUGUUCAGAGCGACGACCCGAAAGUGCUGCAACCAUUGCUUCAGACAUUUAUUGACAACGUCAUCGACGCAUGCGUCCGCCAUGGCCUCCAGCCAAUUGUCUGGGAGGAGAUGCUGCUUGACUGGAACCUGACGCUACCUUCUGCCUUGGACAGCACUUCGUCGAGGCAGACCUUGGUUCAAGUCUGGCGGAACAGCGAGCGAAUCGAAGAAGUGUUGAAACGAGGUCAUCGAGCAAUAUUUGGAGAUUACCAUUACUGGUAUCUUGACUGCGGUUUUGGCGUCUUCCUCGACCCUUACCCAUCGGGCAAGUCACCUCCCGGAGUCCCUUACAACACAUCGGGCGGAUACUCGAGCAGAUUGAAAAAGCCAUACCUUGACUAUUGCAACCCCUAUCACAAUUGGCGGCAGAUGUAUACGUACAAUCCGCUGGCGAACAUCAGUGCCGAUCUCCAAGGAGGCAUCGAGGGAGGGGAAGUAUUAGUGUGGUCUGAGCAGACCGACUCUAGCGACCUUGAUUCAAAGCUGUGGCCUCGUGCAGCGGCUGCCGCAGAAGUGCUUUGGGCGGGCGUGAGAGAAGAAUCCAUGCUUGAGGACGCCACCAGAAGACUUGGAGAAUGGAGAGAAAGAGGGGUCAUAGAUCUGGGGCUCGCGAUGUCUCCAGUGACCAUGACAUGGUGUUUGAUGGAAGGUGGAUGCAACCUGUAG